CUCAUCAGCAUCAUCUUUUUCAUCAGAUCAAUAUUCUGCAUUUUCUUCAAGUGAUUCAUUAGCUGAUUCUUAUUCAUCUCCAAUGAUUGAAUUCCCAGAACUUUUUGAAUCUAAUCUCAGCAAUAAAAAGACAUCAUCUCUUUCAUCCAAUUUGAAUAGAAAUUCAAGUAAUUCUGUUAGUCCUUUCCCUUCAAUGGCCGCUAAAUCUUCAUCCACCUCAUUAUUAAAUCCAAUGAUGAGAAAACCAAGUGCCCCGGUUCCUCAAGCUCCUCAUCUAAGGAAAAAUUCAUCCUUUAAUGGUAACAACAACAAUGUACCAAUCACUUCUCCAUUCAAUGAUAUUUCAAGUGUUAAACAAAAUACCCAAAUUAAUCAUAAUUCAAAUAAUAUGCCUAAUUCUGGAUUUAAAUUUCCUAAUAAUAGUUCAAAUCCUUCUAAUACCAUUAAUAAUAAUCCUUCACUCAAAACAAAAGCCUCUCGUCAUAGCCUUAAAAGAAUCAAUACUAAACCAAGCACUGCCCUGUUAACAGAUUCUUCACCCAUUAUAAGUUCACCAUUAUCUACCGUCACUCCCAAAUCAACUAUUGAUUCAGCUAUUUCCAAUAAUACUUUAUCACUCAUUGAUCCAAUUAAUGAUACUCCAGUUGAUUUUUCGGUACCAUUUUCUACCUCUAAUACUGGGGGUGGAUCUCUGAGUUCAUUGUAUGGAGGUAAUUAUGGACUUGCAAAAUCUCUUGGCCGCCAUAUAAAUCAUGGCCAUAAGAGAUCUCAAGGAGGCCUCUAUAGUUUCGUAUCUUUGGAUAUUGAUGAAGUUGAGGAAGAAGUUGAAAAUGAUCAAUAAGAGGGG
This is a messenger RNA of Hyphopichia burtonii NRRL Y-1933, 847 nucleotides long. RefSeq names its product putative tyrosine protein phosphatase (gene MIH1). The record is from RefSeq and is a predicted model, not a curated record. The coding region runs from base 83 to 841 and encodes 252 amino acids. The transcript has a single exon. NCBI's taxonomy places the organism in Eukaryota, Fungi, Ascomycota, Pichiomycetes, Serinales, Debaryomycetaceae.